Messenger RNA from Closterium sp. Naga37s-1, 1026 nucleotides. The record is from the annotation of a GenBank genome assembly. NCBI's taxonomy places the organism in Eukaryota, Viridiplantae, Streptophyta, Zygnematophyceae, Desmidiales, Closteriaceae.
AUGGCGAUCUCGAACGCUGGUCUCCUCGUGCUCCUCGUGGCCGCAGCUACUGUCCUUCACGCCUCGGGACAGACAGAGCCGUUUCUCGUCACCAAGGCCCGUCAGACCCGCGCCGCCGCCAUCAAUGCCACCGCCGAUUCCCAGAAAGCCGACGCGCUCGCUGCGCAGCGCGCCGAGGAGCUCCUCGCGGCGAACAAAACCCUCGCCGACGCGACGGCGACGUACAACGACGCGUUACCACUCGUGAAUCGCCUCAAGACCAUCCUCGCGACGAAACUCACGGCGAAGAACCAAACCGCUGCAGCGAUCCCCGAAAUUCAGGAUAAGCUCGACGCUGCGUCGGCGAUUUUGGAAAAAACCAAAGCAUCAGGCACGAGCCUCGCGGACCUGAAAGCAGCCGUUGACGACGCGAAGAAACGCGUCGAGAUGACGGCCCAGCAAGUUGACGGCCAGAAGGAAGAACUCUACGACGCGCAGUCGACCGCCUUGCAGGCAGCUAAGGAUGCUGCUAACUCUAGUCUGUCGGGCACGGAUGCUGCGGCUGCUCAAACCGCGGCGAACGACGCGAAUGCGGCGCUGGCGCUUGCGCAGCAGAUUCUGGAUGACAUGAUCUCACAGGCGAAUCGCGCAGAGCAGCUGGUGGCGAAGCGUCAGAAUGCACUGGACAACCCCGACUCGGCGAAUGCCGUGGUUGCGGCUCAGCAAUCAGCGGUUGACGACGCGCAGGCAGCGCUGGAUGCGGCGGUGAAGGCGGACACGGCGGUGGCGGCGGCGGUGAUUAAGGCGACGAACGACGUGAGCGACGCGAACUCGUCGAUUCCGAUCAAAUCCGCGGCGGUGUCGAAUGCAAAGAUCGCGCAGAGCAAGGCUGUUACACUGAAGGCGAGCGCAGAUAGCGCUGCUGCGACGAUGAAGUCCAAGAUGACCACCGCUGUGUCUGCUGCUCAGUCUGCUGAGGCUGCUGCGAAGACUGCUGGUUACACGUGGAAUUGCUCAGGGAGGGAAUUGGCAGACAGUUCUGCUUGA